Molecule: messenger RNA, 1338 nt
Organism: Acanthopagrus latus (yellowfin seabream)
Lineage: Eukaryota; Metazoa; Chordata; Actinopteri; Spariformes; Sparidae
Product: ribonuclease inhibitor-like
Exons: 5
Coding region: 30-773 (247 amino acids)
Molecular function (GO): protein binding
Source: RefSeq, a predicted model, not a curated record
GCUCAUGUUCAUGUGCUUUAUGAUGCAAAAUGUAUAGAAUCUGCUUUUUUAUUAUCUGUAUUCACAGACUGACUGACUGGUCUCUCUCAGAGACUCACUGUGAAGUCAUCACCUCAGCUCUGAAGUCCAACCCCUCACAUCUGACACAUCUGGACCUGAGUUACAACAACCUGAAUGAUUCAGGAGUGAAGCUGCUGUGUUCUGGACUGGAGAGUCCAAACUGUCGACUGGAGACUCUGAAAUUGAGGAGCUGCAGUUUGUCAAAGAUCAGCUGUGAUUCUCUGGCCUCAGCUCUGAAGUCUAACACCUCCCAUCUGAGAGAGCUGGACCUGAGUAACAAUGAGCUGCAGGAUUCAGGAGUAAAGCUGCUGUGUUCUGGACUGGCGAGUCCAAACUGUCGAGUGGAGACUCUGAAAGUGGAGAGCUGCAUGUUGUCAAAGAUCUGCUGUGAUUCUCUGGCCUCAGCUCUAAGGUCAAACACCUCCUAUCUGAGACAUCUAGACCUGGGAGGAAACAAGCUGCAAGAUUCAGGAGUGAAGCUGCUGUGUUCUGGACUGAAGAGUCCAAACUGUCGACUGGAGACUCUGAGAUUGAGGAGCUGCAGUUUGUCAAAGAUCAGCUGUGAUUCUCUGGCCUCAGCUCUAAAGUCCAACCCCUCCCAUCUGCGAGAGCUGGACAUGAGACUCAAUAACCUGAAGGAUUCAGGACGGAAGCUGCUGUCUGAUCUGAAGGACAGUCCAUGCUGUAGACUGGAGACUCUGAGGUGGUGGUGAUGAAAGGUGGAGGUACUGAGAGGAUCAGCUGUGUCCUGAUGAUCCAGAGAGGUUGAAGCAGCACCAUCAGCUGGUGGGUGGAGAGGCUCUGACUGGGCCGUGUUACUGGGAGGUGGAGUGGAGAGGAGAGCUUCAUCCAGCAUUGACUGAUGGACCAAUCACAACAAGUGGAGAUGACUGUCAGUGCUGCAUUGUGAACUGCUCUGGGAUCAGCUCCACUGCAACAAAGUCCACCAUCCAGCUCCAGGUGUUGGGGCCACUAACUGCCCUCCCUACUGCCCCCUGGAUUUAACAAGAGCACAAACAAAUCAGUCCAGUCCUAACACACAUUUAGAACUAGAACAUGUUUAUACUUUAACUAUAUUUGUAAUAAACUAUUUUCAUACAUUAAGUUACACCUCAGUAUCUGUGUGUCACGUGUGCAGCCUGACAUUGAACUUGAGGGGAACAUUUUAGAUAGAUAGAUAGAUAGAUAGAUAGAUAGAUAGAUAGAUAGAUACUUUAUUGAUCCCGGAGGAAAUUCAAGCAUCCAGUAGCAAUAACAAACAUUGAACAUACAUUGAAC